This is a messenger RNA of Procambarus clarkii (red swamp crayfish), 5254 nucleotides long. RefSeq names its product neurogenic protein big brain. Gene Ontology annotation, cellular component: plasma membrane. Gene Ontology annotation, molecular function: channel activity. The record is from RefSeq and is a predicted model, not a curated record. Gene Ontology annotation, biological process: transmembrane transport. Lineage: Eukaryota; Metazoa; Arthropoda; Malacostraca; Decapoda; Cambaridae.
CACUCAGUCGAGCUUAUGUAGUCACAGAGGGAGGUGGUCAUGCACGUUCCGUUGACUCGUGGAACCAUGUGGUGCUUCUUGUGCUCUCUUGUUGGUAAAUAAUUAAGAUUGAUUCGAGGCGGCAUUCGCUACAGUAGUAUUAUCCAAGUGUUCAUUUUUGUGAGUGUGUUUACCGGAACAUUAUCUCUGACAAAGGAUAACUGGAUGGUCAGGGAACGAACGUUGUGCAUAGAGUUCAUUGUUUUAAGUGUGUAUAGGCGAGAAUUCUUUUUCCACUGUAAGCGAAGACAAUGACAAAGUAAAAGGAAUUGAGUGAUUGGUUGAGGGCGUGGUGGUUGUAGGGUGUUGUGAGGAUGGCGAGUACCGCCAUGGGCAGCGGGGUGACCAGCGUGGAUGCCCAGCUGGUGGCCCUCCUGGACAAGCUGGAGGGCCUUCGUCAGGAGACCACCAGCCCGCCCCCCAGGCCUCCCAUGAUCGCCGAGGUGCGCACCCUGGAGCUGUGGCGGGCGGUGAUAGCAGAGUGCCUGGCCACGGUGUUCUACGUGUUCUUGGUGUGUGGCGCCUACAGCCCCUGGACGGGCAAGACCCUCACGCAGGAGGGCCAGCUCACCAUAUCCCUGGUGGCCGGCUUCGCCAUGGCUGUCCUCGUCCACAGCUUCGGCCAGGUGUCAGGAGGGCACGUGAACCCGGCGGUGACAAUAUCACUAGCUGUGACCCGGCGUGUGUCCCCCCUGAGAGCCGCCAUGUUUGUCCUGGCUCAACUGGGCGGAGGCAUUGCUGGCGCUGCGCUUCUCUACGGGGCGACGUCGUCGGGGUACACGGGCGACCUGGGGGCGACGGUGGUGUCCCAGGUGAUCUCGCCGUGGCAGGGGCUGGGCAUGGAGUUCCUGCUCACCUUCGUCGUGGUCUUCGUCUUCUUCGCCUCCGUCAACCCCUACCGCAGGAGCUUCGGCAACCCCGCCGUGGCCAUCGGCCUGGCCUACCUCGCCUGCACGCUCGUCGGGCUGCCGCUGACGGGGGCGUCGAUGAACCCUGCUCGCUCCCUGGGCCCCGCCUUUGUCAAGAACAAGUGGGACGCCCACUGGGUGUACUGGGUAGCACCUCUGCUGGGAGGCGUGACAGCUGGCCUCAUCUACGAGUACAUCUUCAACCCCCACAGACUGCCACGCUCCCGUAAGGACUCCAUUGACGGAGCAGAUUCAUCAAGUGUUGGCAGCGAUGAAGAUCCAUAUGAUGAGUGUUCGAAGCCUCCACCCCGCUAUAAUUACAAUGCUCUCCGAGCCCAACACUAUGACCAGUACCGGCCCGCCAACACCUCCAACACCACCUCCCCGCUAGGUUACCCAGCAAGCAUGUAUGGACAUACAGGAACUCCUUCUGUUUACAAUGCCUCUUCAUACAAAUACGACACUAGCUAUACCUCUAACAAAGAUGAUAUAUAUUCUGGAUCCAAGAGUUUGUAUGCCAAAUCUCCAUCCAUGCCACGCUCUACAUCUCUCAACCGUUCCCAGUCAGUUUACACCAAGCCACCACCGCCUCGCAUGGACAACUACUCCAGGAAUCUUGCUCAAUCACAGAGCCUUUGUUCCAAACCUGCUGCCAGCUUCUCUGCUCUUUCUCACACAGAGAGCAUAUACAAGAACAACCCUCGACAAGACACACUUUAUGUUACAAGUAAGUCUGGAAUUGUUAAACCAGAGCCAGUCUAUGGUACAGCAACAUACAAGCAAAAUGACUCUGGGGAUUCAAACUAUUCAACUUACCGAGGCUCUGCCAGCUACAGUUCUUCACGCUCGUCCAACCCCUGCCCACCAAUACCUAUGAGCCGUACUCGCACUGACAAUCUCACUCCUAAUUCAGUUGCCUCGGCCCACUCUGGUCAUGCCACACCAAACUCUGCAACCUUGUGCUAUUCUCCUAAUCCUCAGUAUUGAAAUAUGUACUGUAUUUUAGUGAGUGCAGGCUGUGUGUCCUAGGUAACUCAUAAACCAUGGCAUGUAUUCAAGCUAUCAGUAAGUUCUUAUACAUAUACAUGGGAUAAUCAUCAAUUUAAUAAAUGCCAAAAUUAAUUUAGGGUAUGAUAAUUUAUCAUGAGUUUUUAAAUUAAUAAGCUUAAAGACUUGACAAAACCUCAAUGUUGAAAGUGGGACUUGUAUUUUAAGAAUAUAUUAAUUAAAUUAAUAAAAUACAGCUCUAAAAUUAAAAUUUGUUAAUAAAAUCAAAGCAUCACUGCAUCAAAUUGCUGAACAAUUAUGUGCUUCCAUGAUCAUAAUUUAUAAUUAGAGUAUGAAAAGCAUACUAGCAGUGUAGGUAGUUUCAGGUGUCGGGUUCCAGUUUGGCUCUAUUUAGAAUAUCACAUCUAGGAAUAUUUGCUGGGUAUUUUCAUGGAAAAUAGAAGAUUUUGUUAAUGGCGUCUAGCAAUACAUGGUAGAGAUAUAAAUGGUAAAGUUUCCAUAUCAAUAGGUAAUUGAAUCAGUCUUGGCUUCAUAUUUAAGGAAUCUUUACAGAAGGUAAAGUUACACUGACUGCUUUCAGGAAUGGUUUUUAUAUUUGAAACUGUUUGUUAAAAGCAGUACAGAACUAGAAAGGGUAGAUAAAAUUGAAAAGAAUGAACAGGAUAUUGUUUGACUUGAAAUUAACAAUAUUUUGUAGACAGGGAAGGCAGUUUCCAAUAUCAAAGAAAAUUAAAUUCAUUUUUAUUUGCUCUAGUGCAAGGGCUUAAUUAAUAUGAAGGUACUUUUUAAUUUGCAGUAAAUACACUAACCAAAUUUCAGCAUGCCACAGAUUUCUUUAAACAUAUUUUUUUUUUUAAAGCUGUGAAUGCAUUAUGCAAUAGGCUUUUAGAUAACUUUAUUAUAGUUUGCAAAAGAGUUUUUGUGUAAAUAAAUUUUUGCUCAUAAAUUGAGCAGUAUAAAAGUAUAAUUUUUAUUUCUAUUGCAAAAUGGCAUACACAGUGUUGUUCUAUCACUUCGGUUAAGACAAAUCUUAUUUAUCAAUUUUGCUAGAUCAUCAGCUAAUCAAUAUUUACAGCAUUAUUUUAAACAAAUUCACAAGAUAAUAAUACUGCGGAGUGAUAGUUUCAUGGGUGAGCUUUAUACUGUGUAAUUCUGAUAUUAGGUUAUUAGGCUAUGUCUUCAUAUCCACAGGAGAUGCCCAUGAAACAUUACCGACUCUCUCUACACAAACUCCACAUCCUGGAGACUGUUAGAAAGAGAGUCUGGUGUUUGUUGUUUGUGAAGUGAAAGUGUUGGCGGCAAGUAUUUAACUACAGUUGUUAGUUAGCAAUUGAAGAAGAUACUUAGAGAAAUGUAAUUAUUAUUAAUUAUUUUUUUGAUGCAUUGAAUGGUCAUAGCUCAAACAAAUGUGAAGCACAAGUAAUCUCUCAUGUAAGAUGAAUAGAUUAGUGUAGUAGCCUGACUUAGAAUGACUACUGCAUUUUAUAUUACCACUAAACAGAUAGUUCAGUAAAGUUUACUAGAAGAUAUUGAUGAUAGUUUUACGAGUCUACUGUAAAUACUGGGUUCUUGUUUCGGAUGGUAAACAAAGCUUAAAUGGCUUUAUCUCGCCCAUAGGGAGAGUGGUGACCCAGUUUAAAUUGUCUGUAGCCAAGAUUAUUUGCAAUAUAUUUGAUGAUUUUAGACUUCAUUGCAGUCUUUUUCAUCUCAUUUAUAAAUGGUGUGGAUGUUACCUCAUGUAUUUUGUGUAAAAUAAGCAAUUGCUUUUGACAAGGCAGCAGUAUCUUGGUAGGUAACCACAUUAACGAAGCUGCUGUUUGACAAUUGUCUUGGAGAUGACUGGCAUUGUGUUCGGAAAACACGGCUACCGUAGUAAAAGUAUUGUACAGAAUUUAUCUUUCUGUAUGUAAUACUGAUGAGUUUGGUUAUUUCCAAGCUUAAUAGAAUUCACAUUACAGGUACCGAGUGAAAAAUAUGCCAAAAUAUUCUUAUAUAGUCCUUUUUGUCUGUUUAUUACACAUUAAAAUAUCAUACCUUGUUUUAUAUUAAUUGUAUGUAUAAAGAUGCCAUUAUGUGUUUUAUUCAGUGAAUUAGAGAAGUUCUAUCUUAUUCAGAACAAAUUUACCAUUUAUCGAUAUCCAGUUUACCUGUCCAUGGGACCAAAAUUAUUUUGCUUUGUAAAUCUUGUACAUGAAGUGGCAAGUAAUUUAUAUCAUUGUUUUGAAAGUUGCUAUUGUUUUGUUGCAUCAUUUUGUCUAUAUUGUAUUCUUCACCUUGAUAUUUAUCAAUUUGAAUAUGGUUAGAUGUUCUUCCCUUAAGUAUUUGCAUAUAAUAGGAGCUUCAUAAGCAGUUUACCCUGAAUAAAAAUAUAUUCAACCAUUUAUUUUUGUAUUAGGACAAAAAUGUCUGUACUAUAUUUCAUAAUUUGUUUUACCAAAGAAGUAAAUGUGAAAAACAUUUUAUGCAUAGUUCUAAAUGCAAAUUAAUGACUUGCUUUGAAGAGCCUUCAGAAAAAUUUAAGGCUCUAGCUUACGUUUAUUUAAAAAAUUGGCAGUUUAAAUACAAAAAAAAAGUUUGUAUGAUGUUACUAUUGAAUUAGUAAUUCUGGUUAUGAAUAAUGAUUACAAUGAAAAUGUACAACCAUUAGAUAGUGUCUAAGUUUGUAGUGUACAUAUUUCAUUCAAACAGUGUGAAAUUUUUAAUUUUCAUGGCCAAUAUUCAUAGCACAUUUAUGUGUGUACUUUCAAACCAUGUAAAUCUUUCCUCAUGCAUGUAUUUAACAGCUUAUGAGCUUGGAAGUGUUACAAGGUUCUCCAUAAUACCCACGGGUCAAGAUCGGCCUCGCAGCGUUUUGAAGCUCAAACUGUGUAAUAAAUACACACGUAAGUUGUUGUCUUCGAUGAAAGAUGUACAGAUUUUUUUAAGUGGACAUGUAAAUGCUUGAUAAAUCCUGACCCAGAAGUAGAAAUACAUUUGUUAUACAAAAUACGAAAGUUCUUGUCAUCUUACACAGACUGUAUUGGUCCAUGUUUGCGAAGUUGUAGAUGAUUAUCAGCCGUGUGAAUUGCCAGCUGUUUUAAUCAAAAUUCAAAACAAAUGGGAACUUUGUCACCACGGUCGUGUUACCAUUUGUUUUGCAUGCUGAUGUUAAAGUUCUCUGCUGUUAAAAAAUUUGGCCUUUAUUUUUCUUGCUUAUGUAUUUGAAUCAUGUUUUUUAUUUAUAAUACAAGUUAAUGAAGCUGCCAUGUACAUAACUGUGUUAUAUUUUAGUAUGAAAUAAAGAAUGAAGAAAGACAACA